Adineta ricciae is the source of this 1650-nucleotide messenger RNA. The record is from the annotation of a GenBank genome assembly. NCBI's taxonomy places the organism in Eukaryota, Metazoa, Rotifera, Eurotatoria, Adinetida, Adinetidae.
AUGCAAACGAGUCGAUCUUGUCUACUCCCAUGUGAUUUGGAUCCGCCACUUCUCUUGUCCAGCGAACAAAGUUGUCAAGCAAUCUGUUCAACAUCACAAAAUGGUGAAUGUCAACGGAGUUGUAUUUUUGUUCAAAAGCUUUAUAAACAACAAUCAAAUUGCUUAACAGAUGAUUGUCAAUCAUCAUGUUCACCAGCAAAUGACUGUUUCGAAACAAUUCCUUCGCCAACGAACGUAACUGCCAUUGAACGGAAAAGUCGACGAACCGUUCGAUUGAAAUGGCAUUCCAACGGCUUGAAUAAUAUCGAGCCAAUUUUCUACGUUAUUGAAGCACAAUGGACAUUGCCAAGGACGAGCAAUGAUCAACAGGACACGAUUUCCAAAUGGGGCUUUGUCAAAGAGGAAGUAUCGCAAACAAAAGCGAUUAUAAGAAAUAUUCAAAGAGACAGUCGAUGGUACACAUUUCGUGUUGCAACAGUGACACGUCAGGGAUAUUCAUCGUUUUCGACAGCGACAAAACCAUUUCGUUUGAGUUCGAAUUUGAAAAAUCAUUCGCAUAAAUUGUUACAAACAAUCGCAUCGCCUCGCAAUUUUUCAAUUAAAGAUUUCCAAUUGAUUUCAAGUACUAAACUCAAUCUGACUCUGAGUUGGGAAAAACCCGAUCUCUCAGUUCCAGGAUAUCAAAUUUCAUGGGAAGCCCAGAAUGAUCCUUCGUCAUUCGUUACCACCAUCGAUGUGUCCUCUGCAUUGAAUCCAUUAGAAUUCACUAUUCCCUAUUUGUCAACGCAUUCAUCUUAUAUUUUCACAAUUCGUUCAUUGAUCAAUUCCGGCGAUAGUUCCGUUCAAACAAGUGCACCAGUUUCAGUCAAGUUCAACUAUGAAGAAGAAUUAUUUACGAUAAAAAACUUCUACAUGUCCGAACCAUACUUCAUCAAUGGUCUCAUCAAAACCAAUGUUUCUUGGACGAAAGUACCCGAUACUCGUGUUGAACAAUACGAAUUACAUUGGAUCGAAACUCAAUGUUAUUCCGACGUUCUUUCAUGUUGUUAUCGACGUGAUGCGUCGACAAGCGACAAUGCAUUUGAAUUAUACGAUUUACGUUUUAAUUGUACAUAUGUAUUGAAUAUCAAACCAGUUGUACCAAAAUUACGAAUUAAAAAGUCGUUUCAAGUUUAUUUCAAUGUGUCGUCGUGCGAAUCGAUUCUCAUAUCAGGAACGAUUCGUCCGUCAUGUCAAACAGAUGAACAACAACAGAACCAUUCGAUCUUAUCACCACUUAAUCUAAUUGUGAUGAAAAAUCUUUCAGGUAUUCAGUUUUCUUGGCAAAAUAUUCCAUCGAUAUCUAAUGAUCAUUUGGAUAUUGUAUAUCGAUUACGUGUAGAACAGCUGCCGAGUCAUAUCGAACUGAUUUCUAUUGAUCUUUUGCCCACGGUAACAAAUUAUUUUUUACCUUAUUCAAAACAGAAUAAUGAUCGAUAUUUAAAUGUAACGUUGACUUUAUUGGAAAACUCAAUGGUUCGACAAGAAAAAUCGAUUUUGAUCGAAGAUUAUUCGGUUAAACGCACGAAUGUCCUUUUAUCAACUGGAAGCUCUACGAAAUCUUCAAUUGUUUUCAUCAUUCUAUUUCUUUUAAUCGCUUUCAGUCGAUGA